Molecule: messenger RNA, 453 nt
Organism: Panicum virgatum (switchgrass)
Lineage: Eukaryota; Viridiplantae; Streptophyta; Magnoliopsida; Poales; Poaceae
Exons: 1
Coding region: 1-453 (150 amino acids)
Source: RefSeq, a predicted model, not a curated record
AUGCACGCUCCCUGCUCCUGCUACCACUUCUCCUCCUGGCACGAACCACCGCGGCCGCGGCUGCGGGCUCCCUGCCACUCGGACGACCUCCACACGCUGUGGGCCUUCGCCGAGAACCUCACGGCCGCAGCCGCCGCUGCCCUCCGCACCGCGUGGUCCUCGUCACCCGCCGCAUCGCGCUGCGCCUGGGACAACGCGGUCUGCGACGCUGUCGGCCGUGUCGCGUCCCUGCGCCUCCCCGCCAACGGCCUCUCAAGCCCCCUCCAGCCGGCACCGCUCGCGGGCCUCGCACGCCUGCGGGACCUCGAGUCCUCGACCUCAGCCGCAACGCGCUUGCGGGGCCCCUCUCCGCGCUCCUCGCCGCCAUGCCCCCCCGCCCUUCGCGCCGCCAACCUCUCCUCCAAUCUGCUCCACAGCGCGCUGCCCGACCUCGCCGCGCUUCCGGCGCUCUAG